GGCUCACACUCCUCUACGGCCGCGACUCCAGGAGUGGGGAAACAGAGAGCCGGUUCCUCUGCGGCAGAAGCCUUCGAGGUUCCUUCUCACAAGUCUGCGAAGGGGAAAGGGCUGUAAGACCCAACCAGACCCGAACUCCAGCACCCAACAGGAGGUGGCUGCUCCACACGCGGGAGGCCCCUUGGUUUCAGGGUCUCUCUCUCUCUCUCUCUCUCUCUCUCUCUCUCUCUCUCUCUCCUCUACUCCUCCAAACAUGUCCACCGGCUCCCUCAGCGAUGUGGAGGACCUUCAAGAGGUGGAAAUGUUGGAAUGUGAAGGACUGAAAAUGGACUCGAACAAGGAGUUUGUGACUUCCAACGAGAGCACCGAGGAGAGCUCCAACUGCGAAAACGGGUCUCCCCAAAAGGGCCGAGGCGGCCUGGGCAAGAGGAGGAAGGCGCCCACCAAGAAGAGCCCCCUGAGUGGGGUCAGCCAGGAGGGGAAGCAGGUCCAGCGCAACGCGGCCAACGCGCGGGAGAGGGCCCGCAUGAGGGUGCUCAGCAAGGCCUUCUCCAGGCUCAAGACCACCCUACCCUGGGUGCCCCCGGACACCAAGCUCUCCAAGCUGGACACGCUCAGGCUGGCGUCCAGCUACAUCGCCCACUUGAGGCAGAUCCUGGCUAACGACAAGUACGAGAACGGGUACAUCCACCCGGUCAACCUGACGUGGCCCUUUAUGGUGGCCGGGAAACCCGAGAGUGACCUGAAAGAAGUGGUGACCGCGAGCCGCUUAUGUGGAACCACCGCGUCCUGACCUUGGAGGUGCUAGUCUGGGAAAGGCGCGCUCCCGGCGGGGAGCGGGCCCCGCCGGGAAGGCGACCCCUGCCCUCCUUGCUCUCUGUCUCUGCUUCCCCCUCGCAACGCUCCUCUCUCUGUCCCACCCGCGGGAACCCUUUACAACGACGAGGAGAUUCGUUUCCAAACCAGAGGAGAUCAAUUGUACUUACAAAGAUUCCCAUCUAUUUAACUUUAUUAACUUCUACCGUGAAUGACUCUGCAAGCCUUGCUGGUCCAAGUGCAAUAUGUAAUUAUAAAUAUAUAAAUAGAUAAGAGCUUAUCAAUGUAUCUUUUGUACAAUAUGUUGUAAAAUGUAGAUCAUAGAAUAGCUGACUUUGACAGUCACAUUUAUAAAGUAAGUCACUUAAAGAUAUAUAUUUUUUUCAAACAAGUUUUGCUACUUUUGAAAAUAAAUCUUUCUCUAUAUUGCUAAAA
Messenger RNA from Saimiri boliviensis boliviensis (Bolivian squirrel monkey), 1251 nucleotides. It is a transcript of the gene TCF21, whose product is annotated as transcription factor 21. NCBI's taxonomy places the organism in Eukaryota, Metazoa, Chordata, Mammalia, Primates, Cebidae. Gene Ontology annotation, molecular function: DNA-binding transcription factor activity, RNA polymerase II-specific; protein dimerization activity; RNA polymerase II transcription regulatory region sequence-specific DNA binding. The record is from RefSeq and is a predicted model, not a curated record. Gene Ontology annotation, biological process: developmental process; regulation of transcription by RNA polymerase II.